GUAGCAUUUACAAGUCCUCGGAGCCUUCUCGAGCAUCACGGCCGGCUCCAGUGCAGUUUGAGUAUGUUCAUAUGGAUCAUCAGUCCCCCGUUGCAUCCUCGUAAUCCAUCUUCUCCCCGCGACAGAUUUCAGUAUAGUCGUGCAGACUCUCGCGCCAAUCUCUUGAAUACGCCAAGCACAGUAUGGAGAAGCCCCCGAACGCCACCCCCUUACUCUACCACGAUGUCAUCUCCUAGAAAAUGGUGGCAUUGGCGGCCUGCAUGGUUUAUGUGCCUAUCAUUCCUCUUCGGAGUUGCUUGCGCAAUUGGCCAUCACGCAUUUUAUACGUCUUUGAAUGGGAAGCCCGCCGUCGACCAGCUAUGCUCUUAGCGGCGUUUAUAUGGCUGACACCCAUAGUGAUAAUAUUGAUAAGUAAUACUUUAACUUAAAUUUUACGAAAGAUGAACUCGAGGUGACUAGCUUCAUUUUGCAAAUGGUGCCUUCUCUCUAUUUAUGUCCAAGGAGCCUAUAGGAAUGGAGGAGCCCUACCAAGUUCAAUAAUCCAUACGGCUUGUCAAUGUCGAUAUGAAUGUCGAUAUGGAAUACGACAUCCUCUUAUACUGCCUCGCCGGACGGGUUCAGCUCUAAACUCCUCGUCCCCGGAGGUGAUUAUAGCUACUACGCCUACACGAGUGGCGGCGAAUAUUCUACCCGGCAGAUGAAAGAUACUAGCCACGGAGGUAUUCCGAAUAUGGAACCGCCGUUUCCUGAAGCUUUAGGAGCAUUCCGUACCGAAUCAGUGUUAUGGAUAGGAUAUUUUGGUGAGAACUAACCCGAAUGAAGCACCACCUCUCAAUAGAUCGAUGCCAGGUUGGAGCGACGCCUUUAUUCCUAAGGUGAUUGGAUGCGAGCAU
Daldinia decipiens is the source of this 893-nucleotide messenger RNA. RefSeq lists its product as uncharacterized. The transcript has 2 exons. NCBI's taxonomy places the organism in Eukaryota, Fungi, Ascomycota, Sordariomycetes, Xylariales, Hypoxylaceae. The record is from RefSeq and is a predicted model, not a curated record. Bases 64 to 369 code for a protein of 101 amino acids.